Molecule: messenger RNA, 1821 nt
Organism: Drosophila persimilis
Lineage: Eukaryota; Metazoa; Arthropoda; Insecta; Diptera; Drosophilidae
Gene: Ir94c
Exons: 1
Coding region: 1-1821 (606 amino acids)
Source: RefSeq, a predicted model, not a curated record
AUGUUUGGCAAAAUAAAAGUAGUGCUGAUACUGCUCCUAGCUCAGGCAGUGUCUGGGAAAACCGAGCAGCCCCAGAUGACAUUCCUCACCAAUUUGAUCCAACGUAUCCACAAAGAAAAACCGAUUCAGACUUUAUUAAUGCUGCAGCACCAUCAGGACAAGGACUGCUCGAUUCAAGACUGGAAUCCCGAUGGUAUUCCCAUCCUACGAGUCAACGAGCUGAUAGAAAUAGACCUGAGGAUGCACUUCAAUCACAUGUCGGCGGCAUUGGUCUGCCUAGAGGAACCCUCCCACAUGAGUCUGCUCCUAGAUGCUCUGGCCAAGUCAUUCGAUCAUUUGCGGUAUGUGCGAAUCAUACUGUGGACCCAAGGGAAUCCAGCAGAGGAAUUCCUCAAACAGAUCUCCGACAAGGCCGAGGAGCAUAAAUUUCUUCGUAUGAUCGUUCUGGGACUUCAUCAAAGUGUGGAAACGAUGCAUCGAUUGAAACCAUUUCCAAGUCCCCGCUUUGAGAGGAUCGAGACUGUUUCGUUCAUAAAGGAAUCCGUUUUCGCCCGGCCUACACUCAACUUCCAAGGAAAAACGGCGACCCUGCUGAAAAACCUGAAUAUUCCCUUUACCAUCAAGAAUGCACCGACCGUCGAUUUUCCCAUCACCCAGAUCGAGGACAUGCAGAUCAUUGAGUUUGCACUGAAAUACAAUUUGACUCUGUCAAGGGCUCAGAAAAUGGACUCCAAUGUGCCUGAUCCGUACGUCGAUAUUGAGUUAAAUCCGCACUUUGUUUCAAAGAGCGACCUUCUCCAGCGAGUUGAAUCUGUGAAUGCCUUUACUUUAUCCUCGCUGAUGGUUGUAGUGCCCUGCGGUAAGGAGAGAAGCAUUGCAAAGGUCUAUCGUAAGCUGGACUUGAGGACUUGGCUCCUGUACAUCCUAUCCGUCUAUGCCACGUUCGUGGUGGCGGAGACCGUCAUUAUGGUCGCAACCCAUCGCAUCUCAGGCCGUUCCUAUCGUCUAACCAACCUGAAUCCCUGUGUGAAUAUGCGCGCCUUCAGGGCCAUCCUGGGACUCCCCUUUCCCAUUGGCCCCAGACUGACCGUCUCGCUCCGCCUGCUUUUCCUGGCCAUGAUCUUGUUCGGAAUGAUCUUCAGCACCUUCUUCAGCUGUAAGCUGAGCUCCCUGCUGACCAAGCUUCCACUGCAACCUCAGGUGGAGAGCUUCGAGCAAUUGCGGACGAGUGGUCUGACCGUAAUUGGCUUAUCCACCAUACAAUCCUUCAUCGAGAACGAGAUUGAUGAAGAGUUCACCAGGCGGUAUUUAUCUAAUGUGAAGUAUCUGGACCCUCUAAAGUACGCUGACGCACUGAUCGCAGGGAACACAAGUCUCGCCUUUAUAGUUGUUAGAGACUCCUGGAAAGGAUUCGAAAGGUUUCAGCAGAUAAUUGGAAGGAAGAUUUUCUGCGAGUCAAAAAACCUAUCCAUCAUACAGAACCUACCGAAGAUGUACAAAAUGCAGAAGGGUUCGAUAUAUAAGUGGCAUCUGACCAAAUUCUUUAUGACGUUCUUCGAGUCCGGAAUCCCCUCUUAUUGGAAAAGCACUUUUCAUUAUAAUAUCCGGGAACGUCUCAAUGUCACUAUUCCACGAAAUCUUAAGCCAGACUUCGUUCCUUUGUCGUUGCAUCACCUAAAAUGGCUGGGUUGGGUUCUUGGCUGUGGCUACGGCUUGGCCACUGUGGUCUUUCUUGUGGAAGUCUAUAUGGGAAAUCGGAAGAGAAAAGUGGAGAGCAAAGUACCUGCCCCUCCAGGAAGCUCGGAGAUCGACGCGGUCUAA